CCCGGCGGGAAACCGCCGUGCCGCCCCCUGCGAGCGGCGCUCCGGCAGGAGGCCCCCUGGGCGCCCGGCUGUGGACCCGGGCGGAGUCGCGAGGCCCGCCUUCCCCCGAGCGGGAAGUCUGAAAGGGAAAUUCUCGAGGGGAACCGAGUCCGGGGGGCGGACGAACCUCGACCAACACCCCCCUUCCUUCUCCGCCAUCCCGGUCCCGCCGGGCCUGGAGCCUCCGCACAGCCGGGCAUCGCCCUGCCGCGUCUCAGCCCCCUGGAUGCCGCCGCCUGCAGCGCCCACGAAUGACCCGUGACACGUGGGCGUGGGAGCCAGCCACUGGGCAGGAGAGAGGGCGCUGGCAAAGGUCAUACAGUCAGGGUGGCAUCACAGCACAAUUAAAUGAUGGCACACCAGUCAGAGAGGAUGACGUCAUCAGACAGACCGUAAACCUGUCCCAGUUUCCGCCACUGGCUCCCAGGCUCGCCUUUGGGAAACGGAAACUGAAACUGAAGCUGAAUCGGUGGCUGGUGAGGCUGCUCCCAGACACGCCCCCUGACGUGUGAGGCUCAGGCUCAGAAAAGGGGUGAGCCGUCAGCGCCUGCCGGAGAAGGAGCUGGAGCUGAGACAGUGAACUCAUCAUCAUCCUCCUCCUCGUCGUCACAGCCUGGGAAGGACCUGGCAUCAGAGCCCACAGCCAUGGGUGGCGAGUACCUGAGGGUGAAGAUGCUGAGCAAGGAGUUCCGGGUGCCCAUGAGGGACUCCAUGCUGUUGUCGGAACUGAAGCAGCUGAUCACCCAGGAGAUCCAAGUGCCCGCCUUCCAGCAGCGCCUGGUGGUCCAGGCAAGCAGUGAAGUGCUGCAGGACGGGGUUCCCCUGGCCCACCAGGGCCUGCGCUCCGGCAGCGAGGUCGUGCUGGUGGUGCAGAGCUGCGACAAGCCCCUGAGCAUCCUGGUGAGGAACGAGAGGGGCCACACCAGCGCCUACGAGGUCCUGCUGACGCAGAAGGUGGCCGAACUCAAGCAGCAGGUGGCUGACCGGGAGAGCACGAAGGUCGACCAGUUCUGGCUGAGUUUCCAGGGGAAGCCCCUGGACGAUGAGCAGCAGCUGGGGGAGUACGACCUCACACCCCACUGCACUGUGCAGAUGAAUCUGCGCCUUCGGGGGGGCAAGGAGGGGCCAGGAGGACAGCGCUAAGAGCCACCACCAGCAAGUCCCUGGCCAAGGGGGCCCAUAAUAAACGUUGAUGCAAAGCUAA
Molecule: messenger RNA, 1243 nt
Organism: Eptesicus fuscus (big brown bat)
Lineage: Eukaryota; Metazoa; Chordata; Mammalia; Chiroptera; Vespertilionidae
Gene: ISG15
Product: ISG15 ubiquitin like modifier
Exons: 3
Coding region: 685-1182 (165 amino acids)
Biological process (GO): post-translational protein targeting to endoplasmic reticulum membrane
Molecular function (GO): protein binding
Source: RefSeq, a predicted model, not a curated record